This is a messenger RNA of Phyllostomus hastatus (greater spear-nosed bat), 2309 nucleotides long. RefSeq names its product ASPSCR1 tether for SLC2A4, UBX domain containing (gene ASPSCR1). NCBI's taxonomy places the organism in Eukaryota, Metazoa, Chordata, Mammalia, Chiroptera, Phyllostomidae. The record is from RefSeq and is a predicted model, not a curated record. The transcript has 16 exons. Bases 52 to 2226 code for a protein of 724 amino acids.
GAUAAAGUUGUUUGAAGCUGAGCCGGCGGCGACGGGUCACGUGAGCGGAACAUGGCGGCCCCGGCAGGCGGCGGGGGCUCCGCGGUGUCCGUGCUGGCCCCAAACGGGCGGCGCCACACGGUGAAGGUGACGCCGAGCACCGUGCUCCUGCAGGUUCUGGAGGACACGUGCCGGCGGCAGGACUUCAACCCCAGGGAAUACGACCUGAAGUUUCAGAGGAGCGUGCUUGACCUCUCCCUGCAGUGGAGGUUCGCCAACCUGCCCAACAACGCCAAGCUGGAGAUGGUGCCCGCCUCCCGCAGCCGCGAGGGGCCCGAGAACACGGUGCGCAUCGCUCUGCAGCUGGACGAUGGCUCCAGGCUGCAGGACACUUUCUGUUCCGGCCAGACACUCUGGGAGCUUCUCAGCCACUUCGCAGAGACCCGGGCGUGUCUGGAGCAGCCGUGGGAGGCCAGCCCGGUCUGCGUGUACAUGAGGGACGAGGUGGCUGGAAGAGCUGCCCUGCAGAGCACGACGCUGCAGUCGCUGGGCCUCACCGGGGGCAGUGCCAUCCUCAGGUUUGCCAUGCGGCCGAACGACUCUGCCACCGGGCCGCAGCCUGGGGUCUCCCAGAGCAGGAGCCCGGCCAGCCCGGCCGCUGCCUUGCCAGCCCAGCAGGUGGCCAGCAGCCCGCUGCUCCCCUGGGACUCCGAGGGGCUCAGCCGGGGCGACGUGAGCCGGCAGGACGGAGCGGCCGCCUCGGGGGCUGGCCCCGUGGACAGUACGGGCCCGAAGCCUGCAGACACCCCGGCAAAGCCGACCUCCAGGGAGCCCCCGCCCGCCCCCUUCGUGCCUUUCUCAGGGUGGGGGCAGCGCCUGGGGGGCCCCUGUGGGUCUGCACGGUGUCCACCGUCGCCUAGGCUGCCCAAGUCCUUCUCCAGCCCCGGGGGCCCCUCCAAGCCAAAGAAGUCGAGGCCCCCGCCAGAGCCGGAGCCGGAGCCAGACCCAGAGCCGCCGGUGGCCCGGGACCCCGUGGUGUGCCACCCCGACCAGGAGGAGCUGCCACAGGCCCGGCCGGCAGAGCUGCCGGACGAGUUCUUUGAGGUGACCGUGGACGACGUGCGGAGACGCCUGGCCCAGCUCAAGAGUGAGCGGAAGCGCCUGGAGGAGGCCCCCUUGGUGACCAAGGCUUUCAGGGAGGCCCAGACGAAGGAGAAGCUGGAGCGAUACCCCAAGGUGGCCCUGAGGGUGCUGUUCCCUGACCGCCACGUCCUGCAGGGCUUCUUCCGGCCCAGCGAGACAGGUAGGAGGCCACCCCUGGGCAUCCGGGGCCCCUGGGGCCCCUUCGAGUGCCCCCUGGCUCCCGCAGGGCUGCGGCGGCUCGGAGCAACAGGGUUUGAUGAGGCCUCUGGGUGGACAAAUGACGAGGUGACCGUGAAGCCAGGCUGCCAGAAGACAUGGGGUCCUGCCACAACCCGGGACCCCUCAGCCCGAGACGAGGGCAGACCUGCCUCGGGCCUCCUGGUGGCCCGUGCCGCUCUCCUGGCACUGUCCGGUCGGGUCCCCGGGAUGCAGGCCAGCGGGGGGCUCCUUUGGGGCUGUGAGCCCGACGGCCCCCAGGGGGCCCAGCCCCAGCAGGUGGGCUUGGAGCGUGUGGGCGAGCUGUGCGGGUGGUCCCGAGGGGCAGGGCCCGGCCGCACCAGGAAGGGCGUGGCAGUGCCUCCCACUGGCCCGGGGCCUGGAGCAGCGCCCCCCACGGAAUGCUGGCCCCAGGCACGGCAGUGGGGGUCUCCAGGCACCGAGGCCCUCGCCCGUGUCGCUCACCCGUGGCGGUGGUCCCAGCACUCCCCGGCCCGGCCUGGACGCUCCUCUGGGCAACUCCCCCACCUCUGCGCCGGGAGCCGGGGGCAGGGAGCCCCCCUGCCCGCCCUGCAGGCAGAGCUGUUCCCCGCUGCCCUGGUGCACUUCGGGGCCGAGGAGCCCGCAGGCCUCUACCUGGACCCCAAGCUGCUGGAACACACCAUCGCCCCGUCUGCGGCUGACACGCUGGUAGCCAGGUGCAUGUGCAGGGCCGCCCCGCCCCAGUCCCCGCUGCCAGCGUUGAACCCCGCGCCCCUGGAGCCGGAGGCAGCUGCCCAGGAGGGUGCCUUGGGGCCCCCCGAGCCCAGCCCCGGGCCGGCCCAGCCCUUGAGGAGGGACCUGGGCAAGGUGCCCAAGUGGCUGAAGCUGCCAGCCAGCAAGAGGUGAGAGCUGCCAGCCAGAGGUUCCCGCCCUGCCGGCGACAGGACCCCUCCCCACCCCAACUCAAAUAAAGACUGGAGCCUCCCCGA